GCCAAAACCUCAAAACAAAUUUCUUUUUACCCACGUGUGGUUCAAAAUCUUUAAUUUUUCCUAUAAAUUUUAUUAAAUUUGCACAAAUAUAAAUCAAUUUUAAAAUGAAAGAAGACGAUCCAGGAGUUGAUAAGAAAAAAUCCCAUCGUGCUCGUCAAUCUGGCGUCAAAGCCGAGAAGAAGAAACUCAAGAAAAAACCUAAAGAAAAAGAAGAAAAUCUCACAGCCCGCCAGCGAAAUCCCAAGGCCUUUGCAAUUAAUUCUGCUAUAAGAGCUGAAAGAAACUUCCGUCGCAAAGAAGAUCUAACAGCAAAGAAACAACAUAUCCCGUUGGUUGAUCAAACUCCAGAAGAACCACCGCCAGUUCUAAUCGCUGUUGUUGGGCCACCAAAAGUGGGUAAGUCAACUUUGAUCAAUAAUUUGAUUAAGAAUUUCACCCGAACAAAUGUUACCGAUAUCAAUGGGCCAAUCACAAUUGUAACGUCGAAGAAACGACGAAUUACAUUAAUCGAAUGCAAUAAUGAUAUCAAUUCCAUGAUUGACAUUGCCAAGUGUGCUGACUUGGUUUUGUUACUCUGCGAUGCCAGUUACGGGUUUGAAAUGGAAAUUUUCGAGUUUCUUAAUAUCUGUCAGGUUCAUGGGAUGCCCAAGAUUAUGGGAGUUCUAACCCACUUGGACAUGAUAAAGAAUCCCAAGCAAUUAAGGAAACGAAAGAAGGAACUGAAACAUCGUUUCUGGACGGAAGUAUACGAUGGAGCCAAGUUGUUUUAUCUCUCGGGUUUGAUUCAUGGAGAGUAUUUGCGAAAUGAAAUAAAGAAUCUGGGGAGGUUCAUUUCUGUUAUGAAGUUCCGUCCACUUUCUUGGCGUGGAGCUCACAGUUACCUCCUCGUCGAUCGAGUUGAGGACAUUACAAACACUGAAUUAAUUCGACAGAAUUCCAAGUGUGAUCGAGAUGUUAUUCUGUAUGGGUAUGUAAGAGGCGUUCCAAUGAAGCAGGAGUUCAUGGUUCAUAUAGCCGGUUUGGGAGAUGCCCGGUUAAAUGAGCUAAGUAGCAUUGCGGAUCCCUGUCCAUUGCCAGGUACCGAAAAGAAGAGAAGUCUUUUAGAAAAAGAGCGAUUGCUUUAUGCACCAAUGUCUGGAGUUGGUGGUAUUGUCUAUGACAAAGAUGCUGUUUAUAUUGAGCUUCAAGGUUCACAUAGCCAUCAUAAGGAUAAAGGCCCAGAUGCAGCAGAACAUGAAGAUUUGGUUGGUAAACUCGUGGAGAAGAAACAAACUAUGGAUUUGCAAAUAGACGAGCAGGAAUUUCGAUUGUUCUCUGAUGGAAGUGCAAUCAAGUCGAAAGAUUUCAUAGAAGAAGUGGUUAAAAAUGAUAGCGAUAGUGAGGAAGAUGAUGAUGAAAGUGAAGAUUCUGGUAUGGAAGAUGAAAAUGAAUCGAAUGAUGGUGAAGGGAAUCUAGGAUGGAAGGCAGAUAGUGAGGAUGAACUUGAAGACAAUGAAGGAGCUUCUUCUGAUUCUGAUGAAGAGUAUCAAGAUGUUAAGGAUCAAUUAGAUGAAGAAAAUGCUGACAGUGACGAUAGUGAGAGUGAUGAUGAUGAUGAGGAUGAAGAAGAUAAAGUUGUUGCUAGUAACUUGAGUUGGAAGAAUAACUUGGCACAGAAAGCUAGAAAAGCAUAUUUGGAAAGACAAUCUGAAGGAAAGAGUUUGAUGAAGCUGGUCUAUGGAAUAUACAAUAGUUCGGAGAAAAAGAAGCAGUCGCAAAACGAAAAUGACGGUGAAUCUGAAGACGAAUCUGACGAUGAUGCAAUUGGUGGACUUUUCAAAGUUGCUGCAAAAAAACAAUCAGCACUGCAGAGAGAAAAGGACAUCAAGGAUCAAGAUGAAUCAUGUCUCUUUGAGCAAUAUUCUGGUAAAACACUCAAUUGGAUUGAAGAAUCAAACAAAGAACUAAUCAAGAAUUGCUUUGUAACUGGUCAGUGGAAGGCAUCAGAAGAUGCUGAAAAUUUGUUAAGACUGGACGAUAUGAGUGAUGAUGGUGAUCUAUAUGGAGACUAUGAAGAUUUAGAAACUGGAAAGAAGAUUUCGGGUAAAAAAGAUGAGACCUCCGAAAAACCUGGCGACGAAAAAGAAGAAGAAGAAUCUGAAAACUCAAGAAAACGGAAAAUGACUCGAGUAGAAGAAGAAAAUCUAACAAAGACCGAACUUAUGGCCAAAAAGAUGAAACUCAAAGCUAAAUUUGAUUCUGAAUAUGAUAACAAAGGCGAAGAAGAAACUCGUAUAACAGGUGAUCAUUCAUACUACGAAGAGUUAAAAACAAAAGCCCAACAACAGUCAGAAUUGAAUAAGAGUGAAUUUGCAAGUCUAGACUCCGAUUUGAGAGUUCAAAUCGAAGGCUUCCGCCCUGGAAUGUAUGUUCGUUUGGGUUUCAAAAAUAUACCAGCUGAAUUUAUUGAGAAUUUUGAUCCAAAAUAUCCAGUUUUGGUUGGUGGUCUUAAUAUGGCAGAAGAGAAUAUUGGUUUUGUCAAUUGCAAAGUCAAAAAACACAGAUGGUACAAGAAGAUUCUCAAAACUGGAGAUCCUCUCAUUCUAUCGAUGGGAUGGCGUCGGUUUCAGACUAUUCCUAUCUACGCCAAGGUCGAAGAUAAUUUCAGACAUCGUUAUCUGAAAUACACACCCAACCAUGUUACAUGUGGAAUGACAUUCUGGGGUCCAAUCACUCCUCAAAAUACCGGAUUCUUAGCCCUACAGAGUGUUAGUCACAAUGUUGAAGAAAUUAAGAGAAUCGGCUUUAGAAUAGCUGCCACUGGUUGUGUGACCGAGUUGGAUAAGUCUGCACAAAUCAUGAAGAAACUUAAACUAGUUGGUCAUCCUUUUAAAAUCUACAAAAAGUCCGCAUUCGUCAAAGGAAUGUUCAAUACCACUUUGGAAGUUGCAAAGUUCGAAGGAGCUAAAAUUAAAACAGUGUCUGGUAUUCGAGGUCAAAUUAAAAAAUCCCAUCAUACACCUGAAGGAUCGUUCCGUGCCACUUUUGAAGACAAAAUCCUUCUGAGUGACAUUGUGUUUUGCCGAACGUGGUUCCGUGUCGACGUGCCAAGAUUUUAUGCUCCAGUUACUUCACUUCUUCUGUCACUGGAUAAAAAACAACAUUGGCAAGGUAUGAAGACUCUUGGCCAACUGAAGCGAGAGAACAAUAUCAAAAACGAAGCAACAUUAGAUAGUUUGUACACGGAAAUCAAACGGGAACCGAAAAUAUUCAAACCACUGACCAUUCCCAGAGCUCUUCAACGUGCACUUCCAUACAAAGACAAACCAAAACAUGCUUCCGCCAAUCCUAAAAAAACAGUGGAAGAAGAACGUGUAGCUGUGAUUCGGUCCCCCCAUGAGCAAAAGGUUGCCAAAAUGAUGAAAAUGAUUGAAACAAAUUAUGAGGACAAAAAGAAGCGUGAGAAGCAUGAAACCAAGCAACGGCUGAAGAAUUUCAAGGUCCAAAAGAAAGCUGACGAAGUUAGAAAACUUAAACGACAAAAAGAACUGCGUAAGAAGGUUUCUCGUGCGCUGAGUAAAAUGAAAGGAAAAUCUAAAGGAUAGAAAGGGAUUUUCUUUUCAGGAUUUAGGUUAAGUUUGUUUUUACAGAAAAAAAAAUCUAAAUACAUUUUUUUAGAGUUACAUUUGUUUUAUGUAUAUUU
This is a messenger RNA of Episyrphus balteatus (marmalade hoverfly), 3682 nucleotides long. RefSeq names its product ribosome biogenesis protein BMS1 homolog. Gene Ontology annotation, molecular function: GTPase activity; GTP binding; U3 snoRNA binding. Gene Ontology annotation, biological process: ribosome biogenesis; maturation of SSU-rRNA from tricistronic rRNA transcript (SSU-rRNA, 5.8S rRNA, LSU-rRNA); endonucleolytic cleavage of tricistronic rRNA transcript (SSU-rRNA, 5.8S rRNA, LSU-rRNA). Lineage: Eukaryota; Metazoa; Arthropoda; Insecta; Diptera; Syrphidae. The transcript is spliced from 3 exons. The coding region runs from base 105 to 3584 and encodes 1159 amino acids. The record is from RefSeq and is a predicted model, not a curated record. Gene Ontology annotation, cellular component: nucleus; 90S preribosome.